AGCUAAAAAGCUUGCUACAGAGAUAGAGAGAGAUAGAGCUAGUUAUCAAUGGGUGGUGGUCGUAAAAGUGAACAACGCCUCUCGCGUAGAUAUCGCAGUGGAAGUAAGCCGAAAAAUACGGUUUCCUGCUAUACGCGCCCUCGCUCCAGAAAUCGUUCACGCUCCAAGCACCGCUCACGCUCCCGUAGCCGUUCCCGCUCCCGUUCCCGCUCCCAUUCACGUGCCAUCACCCGAUAUCGUUCCACCCGUUCGGUUGUCACUUUCCAGAACAAGGCAAAGCCAGUCCCCUUGAAGAAUCCAACAAAACGCCGUGGAUGCGUUUCCAGCCUGUGGGAUGUGCCACCAGAGGGCUAUGCCCAUGUGACUCCCAUGCAGUUCAAGGCCAUGCAGGCCAGCGGCCAGAUCUCGGCGCCCAUUCUGUCCCCCACACAGCCGACAGCGGACACGGCGGCCAUUGCUAUGGUGACGCGCCAGGCGCGACGCCUUUACGUGGGCAACAUCCCAUUUGGCGUCACUGACGAAGAGAUGAUGGAGUUCUUCAAUCAGCAGCUGCUGCUGGUCGAGGACGACUGCGGCGGACAGGUCUGUCUCGAUGGCAAGGCAGUGCUGUCGUGCCAGACAAAUCUCGACAAGAAUUUUGCCUUCCUUGAAUUCCGUUCGAUGCAGGAGGCUACGCAGGCUACCAGAUUUGAUGGCAUCUCUUUCCAUGGACAGUUGCUGAAGAUACGACGGCCACACGACUAUCAUCAUCCAGUGGUCAACGUCGGAUGUUCCUCAUCGGCUUCAUUUGCGGCUGGAAAGUCGCAGCUCUCUGUUUCCCCUGCCCUUGUGGCAGGUGCAGUGGGCCGCCAGGCCAUCGCAAAUCUCGUUCCCGAUUCGCCAAAUAAGAUCUACAUUGGCGGUUUGCCCACCUGCCUGCACGAGUUGCAGAUCAAGGAGCUGCUGCUGUCCUUUGGCCAGCUUCGGGGCUUCAAUCUGGUCAAGGACGUCACCUCGAACCUCAGCAAGGGGUACGGGUUCUUCGAGUAUAUCGAUCCAACGCUCACGGAGCAGGUCAUUGCCAGCCUCAAUGGCAUGCAGCUGGGCGAUCGCCGCCUCAUCGUUCAACGCUCCAUUCCCGGCGGUCGCUUCUCAAGCACCCAGCAGAUUCCCAUUCAAGUGCCCGGCAUAGUGGCGACUUCCUUCGCAGCAGCCACCACGGCACUGAACAAUGCCACCCAAGUGCUUUGCUUCCUCAAUAUGGUGCUGCCGGAGGAGCUGUUGGACAACGAGGAGUACGAGGACAUACGCACCGACAUCGAGCAGGAGUGCAGCAAAUUCGGCGAGGUUCUUGGCCUCAAGAUACCACGCCCCCAUGCCAAAGGUGCAGACACUGGCACUCCCCCCAAGGGCUGUGGCAAGGUGUAUGUCCAUUUUGCCACCAUCGAGGAUAGCGAGAAGGCUUUGGGCGCCCUGAGUGGCCGCAAGUUCAGCGGCCGCAUUGUCAUUGGUUCAUUUUUCAAUCGGGACAAGUACUUUGAAGAUGAUUUUUGAAGUUUAAUUG
This is a messenger RNA of Drosophila subobscura, 1543 nucleotides long. It is a transcript of the gene LS2, whose product is annotated as splicing factor U2AF 50 kDa subunit. The record is from RefSeq and is a predicted model, not a curated record. Lineage: Eukaryota; Metazoa; Arthropoda; Insecta; Diptera; Drosophilidae. Gene Ontology annotation, biological process: mRNA processing. Gene Ontology annotation, molecular function: poly-pyrimidine tract binding; pre-mRNA 3'-splice site binding. Bases 49 to 1533 code for a protein of 494 amino acids. Gene Ontology annotation, cellular component: nuclear speck; U2AF complex; commitment complex. The transcript has a single exon.